Molecule: messenger RNA, 2712 nt
Organism: Pieris rapae (cabbage white)
Lineage: Eukaryota; Metazoa; Arthropoda; Insecta; Lepidoptera; Pieridae
Product: peroxisomal N(1)-acetyl-spermine/spermidine oxidase
Exons: 4
Coding region: 86-1729 (547 amino acids)
Molecular function (GO): polyamine oxidase activity
Source: RefSeq, a predicted model, not a curated record
GACAACCAACAUAAUUACAGAUUUACCAGCUGAGCUUCAAAUGCUAGGCUCAGUGUAAAAUUGCUGAGUUUUAUUAAUUUUUAUUAUGGGCGACGAAGAAUUAAAUUCUAGUAAAACAUGUGAUAAAAAGAAACAUAAUGUUGUUAUAAUUGGGGCUGGUAUGGCCGGCUUAGCCGCCGCCAAUUACCUUAUCAACAAUGGCAUGGAAGACUUUAUCAUAAUAGAAGCAAGAAAACGCAUCGGUGGUCGUAUUAUUUCAAUACCUAUGAAGAAUCAUAGAGUAGAAUUAGGAGCAAAUUGGAUACAUGGCGUUCUUGGUAAUCCCAUAUAUGAACUGGCCACAGCAAAUGGACUUGUCAAUAUAAUUAACGUACCGAAACCGCAUAAGGUUAUAGCAGCGACAGAGGAUGGCAAGCAGGCACCUUUCAAUGUUCUGCAGGAAAUUCAUGAAGCAUAUGUCUGUUUCUUGCGCAGGUGCGAAGAAUACUUCUUGUGUCAGUAUUUGCCUCCACCAGACAUCAACAGUGUCGGUGAGCAUAUAAAUCUAGAAGCUACAAUAUACUUAGAACGCUUGCCGUCGUCUGAAGAAAAGAAACUGCGUCGAUUGAUCUUCGAUUGUCUUUUAAGAAGGGAAACAUGUAUAUCUGGAUGUAAUUCUAUGGAUGAAAUUGAUCUCUCAGAACUUGGUAGUUAUACAGAAUUACAGGGUGGUAAUAUAUUAAUACCCUCUGGGUACAGUAGUAUUUUACAAUUGAUGACAAAAAAUAUUCCUUCUGAAAAAAUAAUAUCAAAUUGCCCAGUGAAAAAAAUUAACUGGAAUUCAAAUGGUAAUUCUGAUGAUUUAGGAGAAGAAUCUGAAGAUUCAGAUCAAACUGUGAUAGAGGAUGUUUCUAAGGCAUCAAAUAAUCAUAAGAUAACUAAGUUGGAAGUUAAUGUGGAUGAAAAGCCAAAGAAGAGAUCAAAUUAUGUAGAAGUACAAUGUGACAAUGGAGAAAGUUACUAUGCUAAUCAUGUUAUAUGCACAAUACCCUUAGGAGUGCUUAAAGAUCAUGCAGCAACAUUAUUUGUUCCUCAGUUACCACAGUACAAAAGGGAGUCAAUAGAACGAUUAUUAUUUACCCCAGUUGAUAAAAUUUUUUUAGAGUAUGAUAGACCUUUUCUUAAUCCUGACAUAACAGAAAUUAUGUUGUUAUGGGAUAACUCAGGUUCCCAAGAAAGUAUGGCUGAUUCAUGGUACAAAAAGAUCUAUUCUUUUACUAAAGUAAGUGAGACCCUGUUGUUGGGUUGGGUUUCAGGUAAAGAGGCUGAAUAUAUGGAAACUCUAUCCAUGGAAGAAGUAGGAAUAACUUGUACUAAAAUUUUGAGGAAAUUUUUAAAUGAUCCCUUUGUCCCUGAACCAAUAUUAUGUGUGUGCACAAGUUGGAACAAGCAGCCUUACACAAGAGGUGCAUAUACUGCCAUAGCAGUAGGUGCAAGUCAAAGCGACAUUGAGAGCUUAGCACAACCUUUGUUUAGGAAUGCAAGAGAUAAAAAGCCAGUAUUACUGUUUGCGGGCGAACAUACACACAGCAGCUUUUAUUCCACUGUGCAUGGAGCUUUUUUGUCUGGUCAAACUGCAGCAAAAAGGGUGUUGAACCCAGAUAUGUCUGGUGAGAAUGAAUUAGAAUGUCCUGGUUCAGCAGAUUUGCAAGCUUGGAUACAAGGCAUUCAGAUAAACGGAUAUAAUUAAGAUACUGGCAAGCUAAUAAGUACAUAAGCUUUUGUUGGGCAAAAGCACCUACAUGACAAUGGCAGCAGGCCUGUUAUAAUUUAUAUAGACUCUGUAGAAUGUGAUAGUAAUUAAUAUUUAUUUAGGAUAACAGAAGGGAGGGUGGUAGCUUGUAGAUAACCACUAGAGAACGCAAUACUUAUUUUUUUUUACUAUGACAAAUGAAUUGGAAUACAACAAUUAAAGGAUUGUGACAAUUUUCUAAUGAAUUACUUAAAUUUUUUUCUGCUUAUGCAUUGAAGUUGUUUUUAUUGUAAUGAUGCUUGGCAAUUUUUUUCUUGGGUUGUAAUAAAUGAUUUGAUGUUUCAGAUUACAAGCUUAAUUUAUUUAUUGUUGUUUUUAAUGAAGUAUGUUGACAUUGGUUUUUAAAUAUAAAUGAAUUUCUUAUUAUAUUGUAGUGGAAAUUUACAGUUUUAUAUCAGUGCAAUGUUUUGUAUAGCUUUAUUAUUCAUAGCUUUUCUAUGAUUAAAAAAUUGUUGAUAAUUACAACAUGUACCAUAUAUAUUGAAAGUAACUAACUGAUUAUUUCAAGGCAAUCGAAAGUAUGUGUAGUGUUUAUGAUUUUUUUCUGGACAUAUUUGUUUUUUUUUAUAUGUAAUAAGAGACUUCAAUGUUAAUAACUUACAAGUCUUGAUGAUGCAUUGCAAUGUUUAAAUUUAAUAAGAUUUCCAUCUUAUAUUAAGAAGUAUUUUACUCACCCAAAGUGUUUCAGACUGUACAGUGCAUACCAAAGUUUCAUAUGAUAAUGGCAUAACAAGUUUUUGGAAUCAAUGUAGUAUUAUAUAUUUUUCUUAAUUGGAAGUGUUUGAACAUAAAAUGGUAAAGGAAUUGUAAAUAAACGAAAUUGUUAGAAUAAUGUUCUGAAUUUUUUCAAGUUAACCUGCAAUUCAUUGUUCUAGUCAGGUGCAGGUUUUUUAUUGCUUAAAUAAAAUCAUUGAAACAUU